UGACACGAGCAGCGGCCAAUGGGAAGCAGAGGAUCAUGUGAACAGGUUGCUGCUGUCAUGCAGACGGGACCACACUCUUUCUCCUUAUAGUGACCUCUACCAGCUUCUGAUCCGCUGAUCAUGAAGGUCAUGAGGAGCUCCCGUGUUAUUCUGACAAAUCCUCUCAGCGUUUUGUGAGACUUGAGGAGCCUCUCAUCUCCACACUGCUCCUCCUGCGUGCUGCUGAAAGCUGAAAGAGUUAAGAAGAUUUGGCAGCUCCGCGGCAGCCAGCCAGCCGGUGAGGGAGGAACCGGCUUCCGGUGGCCAGAGGCAGGCGGCUCACUUGCCCAGGAUUAAGUGGGAUCGGGAGAGAUUACAGCUCUCUCUCUCUCUCUCUCUCUCGUUCCCUGCAGCUUGAUGGAAGUGUAGCACUCCGGGGAAUAUUUUCCCAUCGUAUACACAGUUUCCUGCACAAGUAUUGGUGCUGAAACCUGCAGCAGCUGGAGGAUAAAAGCGUGUGGCAUCCCGAAGGAUUCAGACUUAAAGGUUGUUCCCGUCCUCAUCAGCAGUCAGCGGGUGGUUGGGGGUCAAAGGUCGGGGGUCCAGUGACCAUGAGGCAGGCGGUGGAGGCUCAGGUGUUGAACCCCCACUGUGAACUAGGAGAACACGGCCUGCGUCAGAUCCUCACUGAUGUGAUCGAGGAGGUGAGGCAGUCAGUAUCUCAGGACAUCGACGGAGCGGAGAUCCUCCACAGUCUGCUGAACGCCGCCUGGCUGCAGUCGCUGCUCAAGGUUUAUGAGUGUCUUCAGAGGUACCUGAGAGACUCUCCAGCACCAGCUCUGGACUACGCUUCAGGACUUUCACUUCAGUUGCUGAUUGACAUCAGAUCGUUGCCGGGCUGCUCUGAAGAGGCCAAAGAGCUCUACCGCCUCCUGAGACAGCCGCACCUGCAGGCUCUCCUCUCAGCUCAUGAUACGGUGGCCCAGAAGGACUAUGAGCCGGUGCUGCCGCCGAUGCCAGACGAGCUGCCGGAUGACGAGGAAGCCACCAGGAUCGUCUGCCUGGUCAAGAACAAACAGCCUCUGGGAGCGACGAUCAAGAGAAGCGAGAUCUCAGGGGAGAUCUUUGUUGCUCGGGUGAUUCAUGGAGGGCUGGCUGAUCGGAGUGGUCUGCUCCACGCAGGGGACAGGAUCAUAGAGGUGAACGGAUUUCCUGUGGACGGGAUGGAGCCUGAGCAAGUCAUCCAAGUUGUGCAAGCGAGAUCACAAGGCACCAUCAUGUUCAAGGUGGUUCCCAUCACAGAGAGGCCGGUCCACAACCAGACGAUGCUGUACGUGCGGGCCAUGACCGACUACAGCCCCCAGCAGGACCCCGCCAUCCCCUGCGCCGACGCCGGUAUGAGCUUCAGGAAAGGCGACGUCCUGGAGAUCGUGGACCAGACGGACGCUCUCUGGUGGCAGGCCAAGAAACUGCCCUGCAACACGGCCUGCGCCGGCCUCAUCCCCUCCACCAGCCUGCUCAAACGGAAGCAGAGGGAGUUCUGGUGGUCUCAGCCUUAUCAGCCACAUGCCUGCACACAGACCUUGAGCACUGUAGAGGAAGAGGAAGACAUUUUUGCCAUCGAUGACAGAUGUGUGGAAGCAGAUGAGGAGGCUUUUGAAUCUGAGGAGCUCAGAUCAGAGGAGGAUGACUUCUGUACCAACGUUGACGGGAUCUACUUAGUGGGCUUCAGGCGCAGCAUGCGUCUGUGUCGGCGGCGGUGUCACAGCACCACCCAGCCGUCCUGCCUCGCCCGCUGCCCCAGCAGCUGCUCCAGCUCCAUCAACAGCCCCUACGAGGAGGUGGUGCGCUACCAGCGCCGCCCGCAGGAUGCACAACGCCUCAUCGCCCUCUUAGGUCCGUCCGGCGUGGGUGUGAAUGAACUUCGGAGGCGCUUAAUUGAAAUGAACCCCAACAUCUUCCAGGGAGCCGUACCUCACACCAGCAGAGCACCCAAAGGAUACGAGGAGUCUGGCAGAGAAUAUCACUUCACCAGCAGAGAAAUCUUCGAAAACAUGAUGUAUAACAACAGGUUUCUGGAGUACGGGGAGUACAAAGGGAAUUUUUACGGCACCAGCAACGAGUCUGUGAAGGAAGUUUUAAACAGCGGAAAGAUCUGCGUCAUGGACAUCGAUCCAAACGCCAUUCAGGCGGUGAGGACCCACGAGCUGAGGGCCUACAUCAUCUACGUGAAGCCUCCUCCACUGGAGCGCCUCAAGGAGACCAGAGAGGACUCGUACAUCACCACCGACUACUACGUCAACCGACCCUUCAAGGAUGAAGACUUCCAGGAGAUGGAAGAAUCCGCCCGGAAGAUCGAGUCUCACUUCUGUCAGUUCUUCGACCACGUGAUCGUCAACGAUGAGCUGCAGGACUCCUGCGUCCAGUUGCUGACGGCUAUGAGGAAGGCGCAGGACGAGCCGCAGUGGGUCCCCGCCAGCUGGAUACGACCCACCACCACAUAAGAGAGGACGGAGGCGGAGACCAAAGGUCACCCCUGUUAUCAUGGCAGCAAUUAUUUAUAUUUUACAGAUUCCUCACUGUAAUAUCUUAACAUGUAAAUCAAUUUUCAUGUUUUAGGAGAGCAGUGCAUGAAAGAAAUCUACAUAUUUUGACCCUGUGUGUUUGACCUGGUAAAGAUAAAGAUGCAGCUAAAGCCCAAAGAAAUCCCUGGAAUUGUUAACUACUAGUUCAAACAGCUUAAAACAACUUAAGUGCACCUUCUUCUGUGCUUUUUUGGAGCAACACAGACGACCACUUUCUUGCCCUGCUCCCCUCUCUUUUUACACAGACCUGCAAUAAAGACUGUGACAUUUUUCAAAUUGAUGUUUACAUGCUAGAAAGCAAAGUGGUUUUCUUAUUAUAUGUUUUAUUUUUCAUUCUGAAUUUCUUUUGUGGUUUGAUAUAACCUAAAUUGUGUCAUUGCAUGCCAAAAAAAAGGUUUACUAAACAUUAACAAAAAAGCUGUGUUGGGGCGCACAAAUUACACGUUGUGUCCAAAAUAAUGUGAUAAUGUGCAAAAGUGCAAGAAAAGCAAUUAUAUUUUAAUAUUUAUACCUGUUUGUGACAUUAAUAAACCACUUCUGAUAGUAAUGUA
Sebastes umbrosus (honeycomb rockfish) is the source of this 3115-nucleotide messenger RNA. RefSeq names its product membrane protein, palmitoylated 4b (MAGUK p55 subfamily member 4) (gene mpp4b). Lineage: Eukaryota; Metazoa; Chordata; Actinopteri; Perciformes; Sebastidae. The transcript is spliced from 24 exons. Gene Ontology annotation, cellular component: adherens junction; plasma membrane. Gene Ontology annotation, molecular function: protein binding. The record is from RefSeq and is a predicted model, not a curated record. Bases 591 to 2483 code for a protein of 630 amino acids.